AUGUACCUCUCUCUGCUGUUGAGGCCUUGCACAGCAGAAUUUCGGGCGUCAUUGCCGUUUGACCUGGAAAGCCAAAGACCAAGCCUCAACCUGCAACACACCAGAUCACACAUAUCAACUCAUGAUCCAGACCCAGCAUCCGGGCAAGAUGCACACUUUGAAGCUGGAGACGAGAUCUACAACCGCUUCUCGAAAUGGCGCAAGAUCAGUAUCGUGGCGAUACUCAGCUUUUCCUCCUUCCUGGCACCCAUCUCCUCGACGUCAAUCCUAGCCGCUUCUCCCGAAGUCGUAGCGACUUACAACACUACGGGAAACAUCUUCAACAUCUCCAACGCCUUGUACAUGCUUUUCAUGGGACUCUCACCCUUAGUAUGGGGACCUCUAGGACAGACAUAUGGCCGGAAGUGGACUCUAGCCUGUGCAUCGAUUACAUUUACAGCAUUCAGCAUUGGAUCUGCACUGGCCCCAAACCUUGCAAGCUACUUCGUCUUCCGCUGCCUGACAGCUUUCCAAGGCACAGCCUUCCUCAUCAUCGGCGGCACAGCAAUAGGAGACAUCUACCGACCCGUCGAGCGCGGAACAGCAUAUAGCUGGUUCAUGAGUGGGACACUCAUCGGCCCAGCCUUUGGCCCCUUCAUCGGCGGCAUAAUCGUCACCUUCGUAACCUGGCGCGAAAUCUUCUGGUUACAAACCGCCCUCGCCGGUCUAAGCAGCAUCCUAAUCAUCGCCUUCCUCCCAGAAACAAUCCACCGCAAACGCUCAGACGACCUAAAAAACCUCCCCCGAAAAGCACGCGCCAAGAAACUCUGGACUUGGAUAAAUCCAGCACGCAUCGUCAUCCUCUUCCGCUACCCAAACCUCUUCAUCAUCGCCAUCGCAAGCAGCAGUCUCGUCUGGAACAUGUACUCCCUCCUCACGCCCAUCCGCUACGUCCUGAAUCCACGUUUCCACCUCUCUUCACCCCUCCAAUCAGGCCUCUUCUACAUAGCCCCAGGCUGCGGAUACCUCACCGGAACCUUCUUCGGAGGCCGCUGGGCCGACGCGGUGGUGAAACGCAACAUAAAGAAACGCGGCCAAAGAAUCGCCGAAGACCGCCUCCAUUCUUGUUUACCGGCGAUGGGAAUCGUGAUACCCGCAUGCAUGAUUGUAUAUGGAUGGUCGAUUGAGAAGGAAGUCGGAGGUAUACCUUUACCAGUUAUUGUCAUGUUUCUGCAAGGCGUGGCGCAACUUUUUUGUUUUCCGAGUUUGAAUACUUAUUGUUUGGAUGUGAUGCAGUCGAGGAGUUCGGAGGUUGUGGCGGGGAAUUAUUUUGUUAGGUAUCUUUUUGCUGCGGCGGGUUCGGCGGCUGUGUUGCCGAUUGUUGAGGCGAUUGGGGUGGGUUGGUUUUCGACGAUUUCUGCGCUGUUUGUUUUGGUUGGGGCGUUGGGGACUUGGGCUACUGCUGUUUGGGGAGCGGGAUGGAGGGAGAAGAUUGAUGGGGGAAAGGUGGUGGGUUAA
This is a messenger RNA of Pseudocercospora fijiensis CIRAD86, 1497 nucleotides long. RefSeq lists its product as uncharacterized. Lineage: Eukaryota; Fungi; Ascomycota; Dothideomycetes; Mycosphaerellales; Mycosphaerellaceae. Gene Ontology annotation, molecular function: transmembrane transporter activity. Gene Ontology annotation, biological process: transmembrane transport. Bases 1 to 1497 code for a protein of 498 amino acids. The record is from RefSeq and is a predicted model, not a curated record. The transcript is spliced from 2 exons.